This is a messenger RNA of Bombus terrestris (buff-tailed bumblebee), 2169 nucleotides long. Its product is annotated as orphan steroid hormone receptor 2. Gene Ontology annotation, biological process: anatomical structure development; cell differentiation; regulation of transcription by RNA polymerase II. Bases 284 to 2008 code for a protein of 574 amino acids. Gene Ontology annotation, molecular function: zinc ion binding; RNA polymerase II cis-regulatory region sequence-specific DNA binding; nuclear receptor activity. Lineage: Eukaryota; Metazoa; Arthropoda; Insecta; Hymenoptera; Apidae. The record is from RefSeq and is a predicted model, not a curated record. The transcript has 9 exons.
CUGGAUUCUGGCUAUACUUCUUGUACUUUCAAUUAAGAUUCAUCUUUUAUCCGUUAAUAACAUAUUUCCAAUUGUUGUUUGUUGUUGCGUACUGUUCAUCAUGGUGCAUGAAAUACUAUCGAAGAUAGGAUCGUCGAAAUGUAAACGAUAAAGGCGGCCGCGAUAAAAUUUGUUAAUAGUUUAUAAUGACACGUGUCUAAACGGGUCAAUGGCUCAAGUUUGAAAAAAAGAAAAGACGACAGGUGUCAUGUUACUAUCGUGAAAUUCUUGAUCGCAAAAUGGAAUGACGUUGAAUCUCAUGCAUGACACUUCCGUGAAAUCAGAUACGUGUGUUAUUAUUGAUCAUAAAGAUAAAAAAGAAAUGGACAGGGAUCAUAGGGAACCACAUGAUCACGAUAAUUUAAAUGAAAACGAGGAGGAACGAAAAGUAGGAAUGGAUUUUCGUAAUUUAUCCCGUCACCAUGGUAUGGAUCAUGUAGCUGAUGUUGAAACAGAGCGGGAUAUGGAAAUUGAUCAAAACGAUCGGGGUGAAAAUUUACAAGACGAUAAACUAGAUCAAAAUGUAGGAAGAAAUUUUCACAGUUUAGCGCAUCAUCCUGCUGUGAGAGAUAUGGAAAGGGAUCGAAAUAAUCAUGUAGAUAAUGUGCAUGAUGAUAAAGUUGAUCACAAAAUGGGACGAGAUUUUCGUAAUUUGAGUUCUCAUGCAGGCAUUGUUCAUUUACACUCUGGAAUUGAACAUUUAAAUAAUGUUGAUGUAGAGGUAAAAUUAGCAAGAGAUGUCCGUGGUUCGUUAGGUUUGGGACUGUCAUUAGAAUUAUGCGUGGUUUGUGGGGAUAGGGCUAGUGGAAGACAUUAUGGGGCAAUAAGUUGCGAAGGUUGUAAAGGAUUUUUUAAACGUAGCAUUAGAAAACAAUUGGGUUAUCAAUGUAGAGGAAGCAAAAGUUGUGAAGUUACCAAACACCAUAGAAAUCGGUGUCAGUAUUGUAGGCUUCAGAAAUGUCUUGCAAUGGGAAUGAGAAGUGAUUCUGUUCAACAUGAGAGAAAACCGGUGUUAGGUGAAUCAGCAGGAACAAAAGUAGGAAAUAGAAGUCCUAGGGUUAAACCAGAACCACAGCAAUCAGUAUCUGAGACUCCUCCAACUUGGGAACAACCUGAAAGCCCCAGUAUGGAAGACCAAAGCAGUGAUAGUGAUCUUAGUGAUGCAUUAACAUUAGCAAGAGAACGUUUACUUAUUUCGCAUGCAUUAGAUAGCAUGGCUAAACUUAUUGGAGAUAGUGUUAAUGGUUCAAGUGAGCCAGAAGAAGAAUGGACUGGCCAAUUAAUUUCCGAAAGACAUACGUUAUUCGAAUUAAGGGCCCCAAGUCCAGCUCCUGCGUACUUAUCGAUACAUUAUAUUUGCGAGAGUGCCGCUAGAUUACUUUUUUUGUCAGUUCAUUGGGCCCGAGGAAUUCCGGCAUUUCAAGCAUUACCAUCUGAAGUUCAAACAACGUUAGUGCGCAGUUCCUGGGGACAGCUUUUUACUUUAGGACUUGCACAAUGUGCAUACACUUUAUCCCUUCCCAGUAUUCUAACAUCAAUAAUAAAUCAUUUACAAGCUAGUAUUGCACAGGAAAAAAUUACAGCUAGUAAAGUGAAGUCUGUCACAGAACAUAUAUGUAGACUACAAGAUUGUGUUAGUUCACUUCAUAAAUUACAAGUGGAUUCCGUUGAAUACGCGUACCUUAAAGCGUUGACUCUUUUUAGUGCCGACAAUGUCUUAGCCGGCGUGUGGCGUAAAAAGGUCGAAGUUUUGCAAGAAGCUGCGUGGACAGAAUUACAGCAACGCGUAGGAUCCAACAGGUUACCUCGCCUUCUUUUAAGGCUUGCACCACUUCGUUCAAUUAACCCUAGGGUCUUGGAAGAUUUAUUCUUUGCAGGUCUGAUCGGUAGGGUAAGCGUAGCUAGUGUCGUGCCUUAUAUUCUUACUAUGCAAGAUUACAAAGCUGAACCUGAAAGUCAUAUGGGGUGACAAUUACUAAUUGUGCAAUGUAAAUCGUGACCUAAAAAAGUGAUAUCUAUAAAUACAUAUAUAUGUUAUAUAUAUGUCGGGUUUGCGUUAAGAUUAGAGUUAGGGUUAAGGGCGUGAAACGAAUCCCUAUUGGUAUUAGAUGUGAUCAUUAUGCAAUAGAG